Molecule: messenger RNA, 7314 nt
Organism: Hylaeus anthracinus
Lineage: Eukaryota; Metazoa; Arthropoda; Insecta; Hymenoptera; Colletidae
Product: lipase member H
Exons: 7
Coding region: 133-1182 (349 amino acids)
Biological process (GO): lipid metabolic process
Molecular function (GO): lipase activity
Source: RefSeq, a predicted model, not a curated record
UUGGGUGUCCUCUCACGGGACGACUUUGCAUUUCGCUAUCGGCCGCGAGAAGCGGCGGGAAGAGCAGUUUUACUGAUUUUUCGCCACCGUCGUUGCCUGAAUGUUAUAUCACAAAUCACGGGAGUGCGGGAGAUGGCGGUCAGUGUCGUGAGAUACCUGCUACUCGUCACCCUGGCCUUUCUGCAAUACCACGAUGUAAGCGCGGAGACGAAGACGUUCAAGGACCUGUUUAACAGUACAUCCUGCGCUAAGCCACCCUACGAGUGUCCCCAUCCGCAGAUCCAAUUUUAUUUGUACACAAGAGACACGCAAAAGAAACCUUUACGCUUAGACGUUCGAAGGUUCGACUCCCUUCACUAUUCCAGAUUUAACAGGUCGCAUCCCACUAAAAUCAUUAUACACGGUUUUGGUGGCGGAAGGAAUCUGAUACCUAGUCCAGAUCUUCGAAAAGCGUAUUUCACGCGAGGCAAUUACAAUAUAAUAAUCGUCGAUUACGGUGCGUUGGUACGCGAGCCCUGUCUAUCGCAGAUACAAUGGGGUCCAGAUUUCUGUUCACGAUGUAUUGCUCAAUUGGUAAGGUACUUGAGGGAUCAUCCUCGGGGUACGAGGGUGGAGAAUAUACACGUGCUUGGGUACAGCGUGGGUGCCCAUAUAGCCGGGCUGAUUGCGAAUUAUUUGCCCGAUGACAGACUUGGAAGGAUCACAGGACUCGAUCCGACGAUAUUUUUCUACAUGAAUGGAAACCGAUCGAUGGAUCUGGACGAGACGGAUGCUCACUUCGUCGACGUGAUCCACACCGGUGCUGGCAUUUUGGGCCAAUGGGGGCCAACGGGACACGCGGAUUUCUACGUAAACGGAGGCUCCAGUCAGCCCGGAUGCGCGACGACUUCCUUGCUCCAGACCCUGUCGUGCGACCACACAAAGGUAACGCCUUAUUACAUAGAGUCAAUCACGACGAAAGUAGGAUUCUGGGCAGCCCCCUGCGGAAAUCUUUUUUCUUACCUGAUCGGAUGGUGCAAACCCAAGCUGGACGAGUACAUUCUUAUGGGAGAAGACGCCCCUCACACAGCACGAGGCAUCUAUUAUCUCUCAACAAACGCACACAAACCGUACGCCCGCGGUCUUCCCGCAAAAAGCCAGCAAACGACAAACCGGAAGCGAUCGUCCUACCGCCAGUAUUGAGCUUAUUGAAGCAACUAAUCAACAUAAUUAUAGAAUAGAGUGUCUGCAAUUAGUCGCAUACAUUGUACGUUGUGUUUGACCCUGUUGUUUCUUUGUACAUUAUAUUUUUAAUUAGUUUUUACGCAAUAAACUAUUUUCCUACGCAGCCUACCGUGAAUUCCGCGUCCCAUCAUCCGCGACAUCGUUCACGAUUCGUGAUUAUCGUGUCCGUUGCAUAUUAGAUUGUAUCAUCAUCGUGAUCGAAGUACUUUCACCUUUUUUCCGUCGUAACGAAUUCCAUGGUAUCGUUUGAAUGAUUAAUUGAAUCGAUUCAAGAAUGCAAGUGCAAACUGUCUUCCUCUUUAAAAUAUAUUUUUCCCUGCACAGUGUUUUAGGGCUUGAAGAACGACUAGAACACGUAUCGUUUUCUCGCGAUUGCUUAAGAAAGAAUUGGUCUCGGGGACAGUUUUAUGUUAACAACAAUAUUUAUUACAUAAUAAUUACGAUAUAAUAAUAACUUCUAUGGAUUUACAGUACACUGUCGCACUAAACCUUAAUUAUGUAUAAUAUGCAAUGGAAUGAUUACAAGUUGUUAAGACAUCCACGUUUCAAGCUGGAGGCGUUCAGGGCUUCGUUUUCAGGUUGGCUCGAAUGCGAACGACAAGGGAACAGUCCCUUCGUCUGCUCCACGUUCCAUCGCGGGAACGAUGCUCGAUCGUUAGAAAUCGAUCGCGAUCUACGACUCGGCCAGGGAUCAGAGAUGGACGAAAUUUCAUUCGAAUAUCAAACGACGAAUAAAAACAACAUGCGACGAUCUGUUCACCGCGUUUCCACCCGUCGAAGUCGUUCGGAUAUGCCCAUAUUCGUGAAAUAUAAUUUAAUUGUGUUCCAUUACGAUUUUUAUCGAACAAACGACGGCUUAAAAAUCGUUCGUAUUUUAUUCGUUAUUCGAAAUUCGAACAAGAAUUUUGCCCAUCUCUGCCAGGAACGACGCGUUUCGCUUUCGCCGGGCACCGUCCCGAAACGUAAGACUUCAAUUUUAUGUUUAUAUAUUAUAUAUAUAGAUCAUAAAGUUAGGAAUAAAUUUCUCACUACACCUUACGGCGAAUAACGUAGGAUCUACCAUAAAAAAUGGACAAUUUCCCGUGUGUUCGGUGAAAAAUGACAAACCGAGAAACGAAUCUUUAGCACGGAGUCGUUCUCCUGGGAGCCAGAACGAUGCUUCAACAACUAGAACGAGCUGUGCGCUUGAGAUUUUCGUUUUCUUCGUUUUUAACGUUACGUUAUGUUGCGUUUAUUAAUGUAUAAAUAUAUUUCUCAAUCGUUGUCAAUAGUUUGGUAUUAUCUAUUAUUGUUUUUUUUUUUUUUUUUUAUACAUAUAUAUAUAUUUCCUUUGCUUGGACCCUUUCGCGACGGCAACGUCUACGCGAAGAGUUCAUUUUCGUUUUAUAUGUUUAAAAUUUGCGCCAACUGAGAUGCGUCAACGAGCAAUGUUGCACGACUACCAGAGUUGAGCAAAAUUCUAAUUCAAUCAGGUAACUGUAUGAUAAUAGAAUGAUGUAUCUCACAAUGAAUGGAGAAAUAAAUAAAUGUUCAAUUAUUAAUUUUAAUGACGAAUAAUUUGCUGUAUGGUGCAUGUAAUUAUCAUUCGAUUAAAGUUUUGCCCAUUUCUGGUCACAAGUUACCGGCCGAACUGGCCCGAAUAGGGCCGAAUUGGGCCGAGUAGCCCUGUCCACAGACGCUACGAAGCUUUCGGAGGGUUCCCUCUCCCCCAUUACCGUGGUGGCGUUAGUGCAAUAUGGCGCGUGGAGGAUGACGAAAUUGGCGUAAGAGACGACAAUUUCUGGACGACACUGUUGAACGUUUCACUUCGAUACCCUCUAAAUCACUCAACUCGUUAAAACAAGCCAUUUCGCAGAGUAUAUAAGUAAUUUUACUCUGGAAAAGUAGUGUUCGACGUCACGAGAACAUCGUACUACCGGCAUUCGAAGUCAGGGUCAAGCAACGCCAAGCUGCAUGGUAACUAUUCUUUCGAUAUUUGUUCAUAGUACGUUUCAUCGGUAUUGUGCCUCGUUUUACACGAUAAAUUUGAAUCUUCGUAAGAGUUUAAUCGAUAACGUCUACUUUGUCAAUGAUUUUAACGAAUAAUAUCUGAGAUAGUCAUUCGGUCGCGAUUGUCGCGGCAAGUUCAUGGACGCCAUUUCGCGUCAUUUGGCGCUAAACUUUCCACUUGACGAAUUUAUGAUCAGACGCUCAAUGUAUCGGUAUAAUACCUCGAUAAUUGUCUCUGAAAAUAUAAUUAUUGUUCGUUGACGUCAAUUGGCAAUGGCGAUAUAAAAACUACUGCGGAUAAUAGAAAUUUAUAAUCAUCACGCUUGGUAAUUAUGUGUAUUACAGGACUGUCCACAGGUGGCACCUGUUACGUGGACAUCUUUCUCCGUCUUGUGUCCGAAACGAAGGAGAAAGACGUCAUUGUGGUUCAGAACGGGCAGAAGCGUCUUUGGACGCACGUUUCGGUUCGUGGACAGGCCUGGCGCGCGAGGAUACGUUCGAAAACCGUCUCAAAAGGGUAAGUGGAUCAUUGUUAACGAUAUUAUGGAAUCUUCUUUGUUGAGUGACGAAUCACGGUGAGGAAAAGUUAGAGAGCGUAGUGAUUCGCGUUAUCGAAGGGGAGCGACAUCGUGGACGAUUCGUUUAAUCUACACGCAAUUAUUCCUAUUCUGCUGUUGCAUCGUUCUACUCGAGGAGAAACAAGAACCGAAAGUGUCAACUCGACGUUAUUGUUAGGCUAAAUUAAGGCUUUACAAAGAUUCAUCGUACUUCUGCUGUUUCUUCUUCUUUAUUUACAUCAUCGUGCUUCGUCGCUACGGGCAAUUUAGAUCGACGCACCCGGCUGCGUCUUCGUAGAAACCGUGAAUGACGCUAACGUGACAAUCGGUACGUUUAUUGUUGAAAUCAGUGGCCCGCUAUCUCGCGGUAAAUUUAAAAGACUCGAAGGACCCAGGUCACUGCUAACAAAAACGACCAUGCUCGAAAGACUGGCGUAGCGUGUUUCAAGGGAAUCGUUGGUAAACGGAUGGGAAGAACGUAUGGUGUUUGACUGUGCGUGAGUUCGAUCGCGAGUGCUAACGAUGAUCGAUAAUGUCUGCUUCUAGGAAAACUUUGUCGUCGAAAUCAAACUCGUUGCCGUUGCAAGUGAUUGUAAGUGCCCGAGGGACAACGCAAGACAGACGGUACGGGGGACUAUAGUGCGUUCCAUGGGACGACCAGAGGACCUAGCCUAACCACGUGACUGCAACAUGAUCGCUUGAUAAGUGAGAUACUCUUCGAAGUUACAUAAAUUCACGAUACAUGUCUUUGAUUUGAAUAUCCGAAAUUUAAUUUUGGUAGAAUUUACGCAAUUUACUAUUUCUGAAUAGAAAUAACAAUGAUCAUUUUACAAUUUUAUACAUUAAUAGAGAUAAUACAUAAAUGUUGGGUUGUCCGGAAAGUUCAUGCCUAUUUUUAAGAAAAAUUCAAAGGCAUAUUUGAACUUUGAUUUAUAUUUAUUGAAUUAUAUAUGUACCAUUUUGUUCCAUAACCUUUCCACUUGUUAAGGAAUGUACACGUAUUAUAUGUUUUCAGCCAUUCCGAUAUAUUCAGACCUGUACCGCCUACUAAAAAUCGGCAUGGACUUUCCAGACAGACCAAUAAUAAAAGUAGCUAGCCAAUGAAAUUUUAGUCACGUGGUAGACGUAGUUCAUAUCCUACUUUAUCGUCUUACAGAAAGUGCUACAGGUUUGGGAAUUAUUAUCGACACAGCUGAAAGGCGUACUCCUUUAUACCGGUAAAAUUCGAAACGCUGAAACUGAUUAGUAACAAAAUCAAUUAUCAUUCGGAAAUUUUUUACCGCUCCACGAUAGCUAUGAGCAGUUAUACGCUUCGUAAAAAAUCACAGGCAUCGAGAUCUUAGGCACGUAUUGGAUGCUCGCAUUUCGCCGUAGAUUCGCUUCCAACUUCGCCAAAUGCUUUCGAGCGUGCUCCGAUCGGUAUGCACAGUGCUGAAUUUCUUUCGUGUUAUUGUUUUCAUAGAUCAAGCCUUCGAUUCGUAGCAUUGAAAUUAAAACUGGUUUCUCAAACCCUCGACAACGAAAUCAGUGCUCUGCACGUUUUAAUUAUCGUUGUUUCAUAGAACUAAUAGCUGUAACUAUAGCGACAUGAUUUUAAGCGAAGUCGAAUUUCUAGGAUUCGUAUUUAUUGAAUAUUUUUUUUUUUUUGGUAUGGUAAUUUGGUAUUUCGCAAUUUCAACAGACACAUAAUCCCAAUGUUGAAUAAUGUUGAUUUACAUUGCACGCGACAAGUUAAACACACGAAUUAUACAUUUCGAUAAUUGAAAAUUUAUUUUUUGGCGUAUCUCUAGUUUUUCAUCAAAGAGAAAGACGCUGGAUUCGGAACACGCGUAUUAUAGUAUAGGAUAGGUUAAGACACUAUCGAACGAAAUAGUAACUUCGUCGUCGAAGGGUUAGGUUGAAAUAACACUGAAUACGUAGUAAACAGAAAAACGUCACCGUCGAAUCCGAAAAUGAAGUUUCUCGAACGAUCACUUUCAACACUGUUCGAUUCUAUACGUUCAGGCAAAACGUAAGCACGCAUUCGUGAGCCUGCUCGGAUCGAUUGCCACCUAUUGAUUCGAAUAAGUUACUCCGCCGCAUUUCGUACAUCACCGUGUAUACGAUCUACUCAACUAAACCACUACGCGUUGCGUUUUUUGUUUUGUUUCUUUAAUUAUCGUUAUCAGUAGUAAUAUUAAUAAUAUUUACCAUUAUUAUUAUUAUUUUCUCAUCGACGACGAUCGACCCGUUUACUUGAGUAGUACUCGCACUGCUUAUGGUAAAUGGUAAUGAUCGAUAAUCGUGGCAUCGGUGAUAAGUUCUCUCUUCACGCGAAUAACGAAUAAACUCUUAUCGGAAUAAACAUUUAUUCGAACAUCGCUUACGAGUCAAAUAUCGUUCGAGUACUUCCUGAUACCGAAUAAACAUUUAUCCCCGUAUCCACGAAUAAAUCCACGAAUAAAUCCUUCCGUUUUACUCGUUAUUCGAAAUAAAGUUUGCUCAACUCUGAUCCUUAACGUCACGUCGCGAACGGCGACAUCGAUCGAUUGUCAUACGCCAGUGGCGUUCAAACGUGGAAAUCAAGUUGGAAAGCAAUGAAAGGCACUAUUUAGACGUUACGUGGACACAGGUAGCGCCGAUAAUAGUCAUAAAACAGUACGUUACAUCCGCCCGCGCAUAUUUACAAGCGGGCUUGUUGCCGUUCGCGUGCGCGCUCCCCGAUUGUGCCAUUCGCGAUCUCUCGCGUCAUUAUGGCGAACCGAGGGAGAAUUUUUGAGAAUAUUUCGAGGCAAUCUGGUCGUAGACGGUUACUCGGUUGUAUUAUCGUUUCGCACGAAUGAGAACUCUACACGAUGCGAUCAUGAAGUAGAUGAGCGGGCGAUAAUUUUAUCUGAAAAUGGCGAAGAGUAUGUAGUUCCAUUGUCAGUCACAUUUCUAGGUUUAAACUCUUUACUACCGCUCUUUCAAUCGUACACUGUUCGUUAGGAAAAUACAAAACGUGGCUAACAUCGAAAGAAAAUCAAGUUGAAAAGUAUCGUCGUGUCCUAGAAUUUGUAACCUCAACAUUUUCUAAACUAUUCAAGUUACUAAAAUUUAGAAAUCGUGAAACAUUUUACCGUAGUACGCAUGCAAGAUAACGCGUAGGUGUUAAUUUUUGUUCUAAUUUACCAAUUGGAGGCGUUACUUUCAUUUUCCUAGUCUUGGUUAUUUUCUUCGCAAACUUUGUAUUCUUUGAUCUCUUUGAUCUCUUUGAUCUCUCGAUUGAUUUCGUUUACGAUUGUUACUUUUAUUUCGAAAUGGUUUCCAGAUAAAAUUAGACCGAAGAAGGAACAGUUCAUAUUAUAUUUUUUAACGCGUGCAAGCGACCCGUCGUCGUGGCGUGUCGAUCGAUGUCGGGCGUCGCAACGCUUUUUCAACAGUUAACCCCUCUUUAUUUCUCGUUAAAGUUUUAAGUACAAUGCUGCAUAAUAACACGACUCGAAACAUGCUACCGAUAUAAUCGUUUAUGAUAAUUGGUCCUGAAAAAAAUGAUAGAACCAAAUCUGGUUAAGUACGGUGAUCG